Coregonus sp. 'balchen' is the source of this 462-nucleotide messenger RNA. The record is from the annotation of a GenBank genome assembly. NCBI's taxonomy places the organism in Eukaryota, Metazoa, Chordata, Actinopteri, Salmoniformes, Salmonidae.
AUGACUGACAGGAAGGCAGUAAUCAAGAAUGCUGACAUGUCGGAGGACAUGCAGCAGGACGCAGUGGACUGUGCUACCCAGGCCAUGGAGAAAUACAAUAUAGAAAAGGACAUUGCAGCCUACAUAAAGAAGGUGAGAUGUGCAUACUGUAGUAUCAUACCCAGUCAGGCCUGCUGCCUUUGGACUAUGUAUUCCAAUUAUAGUGAUGUCUUUAAACUGUUUAAAAUAGGACAACCAGGCUGCAAGAUGUGCAUGCCAUGAGGUCAUUUUCUUCCUCAUUCAGUCAUGGAUUACUAAAGCCAUUAUAUAUUUUUAACCCUAUAGGAAUUUGACAAGAAGUAUAACCCUACAUGGCAUUGCAUUGUUGGAAGGAACUUCGGCAGCUACGUCACUCAUGAGACGAAGCAUUUCAUCUACUUCUACUUGGGGCAGGUGGCCAUCCUCCUCUUCAAGUCUGGCUGA